AAUAAAUAAUACAGAAUAGCAUCUUAGCUUUCUUCUAGUAUAAGUUUUAUGAACCUCCUGCCAGUAAUUGAUCAUUAGCAAAUUUUUAGAUUGAUCGUUCCUGUAGGUUCGAUCCGUCGUCCUUAUAAUUAUUUAUAAUUAAUCAAUUACUGGCUGAAUCCUUACAAAACCUGUAUGCAAAAGUUGCUACGAGUAUGUAGAUUAAGAAUCAAUUAUGAAAAUACAUAAAUUGUUUCUAGAAAAUGUGUUAUUAAUGAUCCUUCCCUAUUCCGUUCCCUGUUAAGUUGCGUUAGUUUUGGAGUAAUAAACAAUGGAAGACCGCGACGACAGUCUAGCAUUUUUCUUCGUUAAAAUGGCUUCUUCGUCAAUGAAAAGCACUCGGAAAACCUACAGCUUUGAGGAACGGGAAAUUUUGAUAACCUUGAUAAAUAAAUACGAGGAUAUCGAGGAUAAAAGAUCCGAUCCAAUAUCGAUGUACAAAAGAAAAUCAGCAUGGUCUCAGCUCGCUAAUGAAUACAAUUCCAUGGUAGGACCCCAAGGGAUGCGUUCCGCGGUACAAUUAAGACGAUGUUGGGAAAAUAUGAAGGCCUGCAAACGAAAUCGGGAGGAAAAGAAAUUACGUAUGUCAAAAAGUUUUUAUCAAUUGUCCAAAGAUCACGUGCGAUUGAAAAGUUGGGAGAGUAGGAAUUCUCUACCGGAAAUUUCAAGACCUACCGGAAGUGUGGGGUUACCGCCAAACGUGGUGUUCGAACCAAAGGAGUCGGAACCAUUCACGUUGCAAAGUGUUUGCACUACGAAGCCUUUGAAAUCAAAUUUGAAGGAGGAACAUAAUUGUAAAGAUACAGAUUCUAGCGCAGAUAAGACCGAUUCGAAUUUAUUGUCGCACGGUCCAAUGGCGGAGUGUUUCGAAAAAUUAUCCAACGAUACUUCAGUUGCUAAGAAUUUGGACAAGGAAGAAUCACCGAGAAAGACCCGUCUGAUAUUCAAGUCGAACGCAACGCAAACGUUAAUCUCUCCAUCGUCUCGCAGAACAAAAAGGUCUCAUCAUAAAGAAGAAGAAUUGCACGUAUUAGCUUUGUCGGAAGCGCAGAUGAAGGUCGACAUCGCUGCCAUGUUAAAAGAGGAGGCCAGGAUUAAAUUGGAAGAGGCUCACUAUCGUAAAGAGGAGGCUAGACUGAGAAUGCUCCUUUUUACCUACAAAUUAGAUAGGAUAAAGGAGGAUUGA
Molecule: messenger RNA, 1225 nt
Organism: Osmia bicornis bicornis
Lineage: Eukaryota; Metazoa; Arthropoda; Insecta; Hymenoptera; Megachilidae
Product: myb/SANT-like DNA-binding domain-containing protein 3
Exons: 3
Coding region: 311-1225 (304 amino acids)
Source: RefSeq, a predicted model, not a curated record